Messenger RNA from Colletotrichum higginsianum IMI 349063, 2847 nucleotides. Its product is annotated as Capsular associated protein. Lineage: Eukaryota; Fungi; Ascomycota; Sordariomycetes; Glomerellales; Glomerellaceae. The record is from RefSeq and is a predicted model, not a curated record. Bases 1 to 2847 code for a protein of 948 amino acids. The transcript is spliced from 5 exons.
AUGGCGGACCCGCUGAAGAAGUACGGCGGCAUCUUGGCGGCGUGCUUUUUGCUGCUUGCCUGCACCGCCUGGAUAUCCUCUCGAUUCAACAAUAGCGCCGCUUUCGAACGGCCAAUCCACUUCUCCAUCCUGACGCUGUUCGAAUCCGGUCUCGUCAUCGCGUUAGGUUGCAGGAAGCUUUCGUCAAGGAAUGACUCAGCCAGCAGUCAGGGAUAUCAACUCGCAAUACCGUCAAGCUUGAAACAUGACUGGAAACAGCACCUCCAAGCGGGCAUCGACGCCGUACGAAACUGCUGCUUCUUGUCCUCACCUUCUUUCAUCCUCGGAGGUCUCAUCGUGCUGCGCUCGCUGCUAUUCUGGCGCACGAUUCGUACGAUUCACUGCUCGUGGGAGAGCUUUGAGACCUUCGUACCGGCUCUAGUCGCCCUGUUCACGACAGCGUCACCCACCGCCAUCCAACUACAACAGCACCCCGGAUUGGAAAACCGGCCGCGGCGCUGCUUCAACGUAGGCUCUGUUCGUUACGUUAUUGUCGCCAUCGUCUGGGCAUGCUCCGCAAGAAUUACCCUUGCCCUCUCCGCACAGUCUGCCGGAGCCAUCUGCCCAGCGGGCUUCUUCCGAUGGGAAAGACAGAUCCCGCUCGCACAAGUGCUGGCCGUUGUUCUGGACGCGGUGUUGUUGACUUGCCUGUCGAGAUGGCGUCAAGACGCCGUAGACGAUGCGCCGCAGGCUUGGGCCUUCGCAUCGCGGGUCUUCCUGAGAUCUGCCGGCGUUUUGGCUGUGCUUGCGACUUUCUCGUUCUACAACCUCCGGAACAUACGGUGGGCCUUCGACCUGCAUUACGUCGGUGUUAGAGACCUCCUGGUCGACAGCACCGUCGCUUCGGUCGCCCUCACUUCCGCCUUCUACGUCGCGAGCGACAUCCACCCCGGCACGCUGGCGGUGAUCGUCACGGCGUUCGGGGUGUACGCCCAUCACCUGAUCCGCAUGUUGCAGACCUCGUCACCUGUGGAUGAUUCCCUGGUUUACAUGGUCUCCGGCGGUCUCACAAUAGCUGGCGUAGGUCUACUCCUGCGCUACGAGAAAGAUAUCACCAGCACAUCCAGCGCAAUAUCAGGGGACCCACGCCUGAUGCGAUUCCUCACGGGAUGGUACGUGAUCUUUGUCGGCUUUCUAUGCGCGACCUACCUGAUCUUAUACCCGGACUUUGCCUCCUCCGACACCCUCUCCUUCCCUGACCUACUCUCCGCCGCCAACGCCGAAUCCGACGCCUGGAUUGCAAGAGCGAACCAGAGCAGGACGCUUGAGGGCGCCGUCAACGAGUACCCCAACGGCUCGCCCGUUAUUGACGACUUUACGCAGAUCAACGAUGACUUGCUACCCUUCUGGGGUGUCGCGCCGGAUGUGCUGCGGCAGCGGACGAGGCAUAUCAUCGGGGUGCCGUGGCUCGGCAUGGGAGGAAUCCGGAUUCGUGGGGGCAAGGUCGAAGUUGCGCCGGGCACUCCCGGAUCGCACAUGUGGAUGAUGCGCUCGAUGCAGGACAUGAUUGAGGAGUUUGCAGAGCAUUUGCCCGAUAUGGACUUCGCCAUCAACCUGAACGACGAGCCUCGCGUGUCCAUCUCGUUCGAGGACAUGCAACAGCUGCAGACCACAGCGGCGAAGUCACAAACGCGGCUACUGAACAGCAACGAUCUCAAGACCUUUGACAGCUCCAAGCCGCCGGCAUGGAGCGACGGCGACGUCCUUCAGUCGCCACACGAGCGGUCGCCGUACUUCACAGAUCGCGUCCGAGACCAGAUCUACUACGACUUCAUCGCGCCGUCCUGCCCGCCCGAAUCCCCUGCCCGUAACACGCGGUGGUGGAGCCGUAGAGAGGCCUGCCGCGACUGUGUCCUCCCGCACGCCGUCCGCUUGUUCGAGGGUCUCGAGAACCCCGUCGUCUCCAACUGGACCGCGGCCACCGACCUCUGCCACCAGCCGGACCUUGCUUAUCUUCACGGGUUCCUGGCAUCCCCCGCGCCGGCCAUCUUCACGAAGGCUCCGUUCCCCGUGUUCAGCCAAAGCAGGACGUCAGGGUUCGCGGACAUUCUCGUGCCGUCGCCGUGGAACUACGACGACAAGACGACGUACGACGAGGGCGAGGACGUCGAGUGGGAGCGGAAGAAGAACACCAUGUUCUGGAGGGGCUCGUCAUCAGACGGGUACGCAGCGCGGGGGUCGUGGCAGGGCUUCCUGAGAGCGCGCUUCGUCUGGGCCGCGAACGCGAUCCGGACGAAGAGCGCCCCCGCCGCCCGGCCGGACGCGGACGGGCCGCCGGGUCCCGCAACCCCGGGUGAUGGCAAGCCAGACUUCGACGUCGGUUUCGUGGGCGGCUUCUCGAAAUGCCACACGGACGACUGCCAAAGCCAGCGAGACACGUUCUGGGGCGGGGACUCGUCAUCCAAGUCCAAGGUCGCCUUCGGCGAGCACUGGCAGUACGCUCACCUGAUGGACCUCGACGGUGCCGGCUUCAGCGGGCGCUUUAUCCCCUUUCUGCGGAGCCGCAGCCUCGUCUACCGCGCCGGGCUGUUCCGGACGUGGUUCGGGGAGCGUGUGCACGCGUGGCGGCACUAUGUCCCCGUCGACGCGCGAUUGCACGAGCUCGGGGGCCUUCUGCGGUACUUCGGGGCCCGGGACGACGAGGAGGGCGGGCGGAGGGCGCGGGAGAUCGCCGAGGAAGGGAGGGCGUGGGCGGCGAGGGCACUGCGGAGGGAGGAUAUGAGGGUGUACAUGUUCCGGUUGCUGCUGGAAUGGGGUAGGGUCUUGGAUGAUGCGAGGGAGGGGCUUGGAUUCGCGGUGGUGGCUUGA